Messenger RNA from Camelus dromedarius (Arabian camel), 1961 nucleotides. RefSeq names its product zinc finger DHHC-type palmitoyltransferase 16 (gene ZDHHC16). Gene Ontology annotation, cellular component: Golgi apparatus. Gene Ontology annotation, biological process: protein palmitoylation. The record is from RefSeq and is a predicted model, not a curated record. Bases 338 to 1492 code for a protein of 384 amino acids. NCBI's taxonomy places the organism in Eukaryota, Metazoa, Chordata, Mammalia, Artiodactyla, Camelidae. The transcript is spliced from 13 exons. Gene Ontology annotation, molecular function: palmitoyltransferase activity.
GGGAACGGGGCUCCGGAACCCCUGCGCUUGCGCUUGCGCCCGUGGACCAGGGUGGGCUGGCGGCAGGUCCCGGUCGGCCGGCUGGAGCUGUGGGCGGCGGGCCAUGGUUGGUUGGAUUGAGCCGGGCCGGGCAGGGGUGGCAGUGAGCGGCGGCGGAGGCUGUGGGGUUCGAUUUAGCUGAUUGAGGAGUCGGCCGGUGGCAGGUCACUCAUUCAACAAGUAUUUAUUGAAUACUUCCAUGAUCCAGAUUUGAUUGUGGCUGUAAACGAUUUGAAAAUUCAUGCUUCAAGCCAAAUCAUGAUUCCACACAAUAGGAGUCCAACUCAAAGGAGGAGCCAUGCGGGGCCAGCGGAGCCUGCUGCUGGGUCCUGCCCGCCUCUGCCUGCGCCUCCUUCUGCUCCUGGGCUACAGGCGCCGCUGCCCACCUCUGCUCCGGGGCCUGGUACAGCGCUGGCGCUAUGGCAAGGUCUGCCUGCGCUCCCUGCUCUACAACUCCUUUGGGGGCAGUGACACCGCUGUCGACGCUGCCUUUGAGCCUAUCUACUGGCUGGUGGACAACGUGAUCCGCUGGUGUGGGGUGGUGUUCGUGGUGCUGGUGAUCGUGCUGACCAGCUCCAUUGUGGCCAUCGCCUACCUGUGUGUCUUGCCCCUCAUCCUCCAAACAUACUCAGUGCCACGACUCUGCUGGCAUUUCUUCUACAGUCACUGGAAUCUGAUCCUCAUCGUCUUCCAUUACUACCAGGCUAUCACCACUCCACCUGGAUACCCACCCCAGGGCAGGACUGAUAUCACGACAGUCUCCAUCUGUAAGAAGUGCAUUAACCCCAAGCCAGCCCGAACACACCACUGCAGCAUCUGCAAUAGGUGUGUGCUGAAGAUGGAUCAUCACUGCCCCUGGCUAAACAACUGUGUGGGCCACUAUAACCAUCGGUACUUCUUCUCUUUCUGCUUUUUCAUGACUCUGGGCUGUGUCUACUGCAGCUAUGGAAGUUGGGACCUUUUCCGGGAUGCUUACGCUGCCAUCGAGAAAAUGAAACAGCUCGACAAGAACAAACUACAGGAGGUUGCCAACCAGACUUACCACCAGACCCCACCACCCACCUUCUCCUUCCGAGAAAGAGUGACUCACAAGAGUCUUGUCUACCUCUGGUUCCUGUGCAGUCUUUGCCCCUCUUUCCUCAGUUCCGUGGCACUUGCCCUGGGUGCCCUAACUGUAUGGCAUGCUGUUCUCAUCAGUCGAGGUGAGACUAGUAUUGAAAGGCAUAUCAACAAGAAGGAGCGACGUCGGCUGCAGGCCAAGGGCAGAGUUUUUAGGAACCAUUACAACUACGGCUGCUUGGACAACUGGAAGGUAUUCCUGGGUGUGGACACAGGAAGGCACUGGCUUACUCGGGUGCUGUUACCUUCCAGUCACCUGCCCCAUGGGAAUGGAAUGAGCUGGGAACCCCCUCCCUGGGUGACUGCUCACUCAGCCUCUGUGAUGGCAGUUUGAGCUGGAUAGUGUCAGCCAUAACUCGAGCAUCACCCUGCUUCCUGCGUUGCCUCAAGGGCUUCCAAGGAUAGCUUCUGGAAACCCUCGAGCAAAAAGAGCCAGUGGGCCUGCCGCAGGGUACUAUGCAGGGACAACUCAAGGACCAGUAUCCUGGCCAUUGCAGAAGCAAGGCACGAUGUGGAAAAAUCCUAGGACUGAUGUCCCUUUACUCAGGCAAACAGAAGUUCCAGCCCCAGACUGGAGAUUAGGCAGCUAGCAACCUUGCCGGGUGCUGACCCCGACCUCCUCCAGGUUACAGCACCAGGGUUGGCCACCACCUCUUCCAUUUGCCGUCUGAGAAAACACCUGAAUGGUAGAGCUAAGAUCCUGGCUUCUCAACAGGGCAAAGAUACCAGGCCUACUGCUGAGGUCACUGCCACUUCUCAUGUGCUGCUGAAGGGAGCAAAAAUAAAGGUAUUUGAUUUUUAAA